Elephantulus edwardii (Cape elephant shrew) is the source of this 1989-nucleotide messenger RNA. RefSeq names its product RUN domain containing 3A (gene RUNDC3A). The record is from RefSeq and is a predicted model, not a curated record. The transcript is spliced from 11 exons. Lineage: Eukaryota; Metazoa; Chordata; Mammalia; Macroscelidea; Macroscelididae. Bases 416 to 1633 code for a protein of 405 amino acids. Gene Ontology annotation, cellular component: cytosol.
CUCCUCCAAUUCCUGCCUCUCCUGGGGGCCCUCUCGGUCCUCCCGGGGGCCUCCUGUCCUCCCAGCCUGUCCCCCCACCACCCUGCACCCUCUGCGGAUUGGUCCCCGGCCUGCCAGGGGGCGGUGCCCUCGGUCCCUGACGUCAGCGGCCGAGGGGGGCGGGGGUUGGGGGAGGGGGAGACGGGCCCGGCUCAGCACCUCGGAGAGCUCCCUCCCCGGCCUUGUUUUGCUCCCGCGUCGCCGCCGGGGGAGGGAGUGAGGGGGCCGGGCGCGAGGCGCGGAGGCAGGGGGAUGGCCGCGGAGGGGUCGAGGGGCCCCGGCGGGCGGAGGGCCCAGCCGUGAGCCGGCGGGGGGCUGGAACGCCGGGCGGGGUGUGGAGGGCAGCGGGCGGCGGCAGCAGUGGCCGCACAUCUGGAUGGAAGCGAGCUUUGUCCAGACCACCAUGGCUCUGGGGCUGUCCUCCAAGAAGGCGUCUUCCCGCAAUGUGGCCGUGGAGCGCAGGAACCUCAUCACCGUGUGCAGGUUCUCUGUGAAAACCCUGCUGGAGAAGUACACGGCCGAGCCCAUUGAUGACUCAUCUGAAGAGUUCGUGAAUUUUGCAGCCAUCUUAGAGCAGAUCCUCAGCCACCGUUUCAAAGCCUGUGCCCCAGCAGGUCCAGUGAGCUGGUUCAGCUCAGAUGGGCAGCGGGGCUUCUGGGAUUACAUCCGCUUGGCCUGCAGCAAAGUGCCCAACAACUGUGUGAGCAGCAUCGAGAACAUGGAGAACAUCAGCACAGCCCGAGCCAAGGGCCGGGCCUGGAUCCGGGUAGCACUGAUGGAAAAGCGCAUGUCGGAAUAUAUCACCACAGCUCUGCGGGACACCCGGACCACCAGACGGUUCUAUGACUCUGGAGCCAUCAUGCUGCGAGAGGAAGCCACUGUCCUCACUGGGAUGCUGAUUGGACUGAGCGCCAUCGACUUCAGCUUCUGCCUAAAAGGUGAAGUGCUGGACGGGAAGACCCCUGUGGUCAUCGAUUACACACCCUACCUGAAGUUCACCCAGAGCUACGACUACCUGACGGACGAGGAGGAGCGGCACAGCGCCGAGAGCAGCACGAGCGAGGACAAUUCGCCGGAGCACCCGUACCUGCCGCUCGUCACGGACGAGGACAGCUGGUACAGCAAGUGGCACAAGAUGGAGCAAAAGUUCCGCAUCGUUUACGCGCAGAAGGGCUACCUCGAAGAGCUGGUGCGCCUGCGCGAGUCACAGCUCAAAGACCUGGAAGCUGAGAACCGGCGGCUGCAGCUGCAGCUGGAGGAGGCGGCAGCGCAGAACCAGCGCGAGAAGAGGGAGCUGGAGGGCGUGAUCCUGGAGCUGCAGGAGCAGUUGACAGGUCUCAUCCCUGGUGAUCAUGGCCCCCUGACCCAAGGCUCCAAGGAACUCACCACGCCCUUGGUCAACCAAUGGCCAUCACUGGGAACACUCAACGGGGCUGAGGGUUCCAACAACUCUAAGCUCUACCGAAGACACAGCUUCAUGAGCACGGAGCCACUGUCAGCAGAGGCCAGUCUGAGCUCAGACUCCCAGCGCCUGGGAGAUGGCAAGCGAGAUGAGGAGCCCUGGGGUCCCAUCGGAAGCUCAGAGCCACGUUAGUGGCCCCCUUCAAGUGAAUGUUCAGGAUUUCAACGCAUGCAUUUUGUGUUGACCUCACCCCUGGCUUCAUCUUGGUUUUUCUCAUCCUAGUUCGCUAGUACUCCCUGUGCCUGGAUUUCAUUUGGUUUGGUUUUUGAAGCCAUGCUGUAAUGGAUGACCCUAGAUCUGAGAUGAGGCAGGUCAUGGACAUGUAACAAUGCCAUCACUGUAUGUGACUGUCUGUGUGUGUCUCCCCCACCAGACUGUGAGCUCCAUGAGGGCAGGGACCUGUCGCGUCCACUUUCUGUAUCCCCUGUGCUUGGAACACAGCAAGUGCUCACUGUGUGUUUAAUAAAUGGACAGAGAGGCUGAACCUC